Messenger RNA from Phalaenopsis equestris, 2044 nucleotides. Its product is annotated as pentatricopeptide repeat-containing protein At3g47530-like. The record is from RefSeq and is a predicted model, not a curated record. Gene Ontology annotation, molecular function: RNA binding; protein binding; zinc ion binding. Bases 85 to 1764 code for a protein of 559 amino acids. Gene Ontology annotation, biological process: RNA modification. The transcript is spliced from 2 exons. NCBI's taxonomy places the organism in Eukaryota, Viridiplantae, Streptophyta, Magnoliopsida, Asparagales, Orchidaceae.
AGGAAUGAUUUCUACAAAUUUCUGGAAGAUAAAAUUAGUAUUUGGAGUUAUUUGUCUGUACGCUGAAAGCUCCUUCCUUUGCAUAUGGCUUCCUCCCUUGUUCAUCUACCCAACCAUACCUUGAUAAGAAACACUAUUUCCCUCAUAAAAACUCAUUCCUCUAAUAAGUCUAAUCUCAUCCAAUUCCACGCCCAACUCCUCCGCUCAUACCUUAUUCUCGACACCUUUGUCUGCAACACCAUUCUGAAAGCUUACAUGCAAACCAUCUCUCCUUCCAAAACCCUCACCUUCUACAAGCACAUGCGAAGCCUUGGUGUUCCUGGUAACUCAUUCUCUUCCUCCUUCGCUCUCAAUUCAUGCAUCAAAAUCUCCUCUUUAUGUAUUGGACAGCAGCUUCACGGAAGGAUUGUCCAAGAUGGCCACCAAUCAGAUUCUGUUCUGUUCACCUCCUUGAUGUCUCUUUACUCCUUGUGCAGGGAACUGGACAGUGUCCGCACAGUGUUCGAUGAUAUGCCAAACAAAGAUACUGUAACUUGGAACGUGCUAAUUUCUAGCUUUGCCUGCAAUAACCGAACCAAAGAUGCACUGCUUCUCUUCGACGCAAUGCAGAGCCCAGAAUAUGGGUUAAAGCCCGACGCCAUUACUUGUUUGCUCCUACUGCAGGCAUGCGCCCACUUAGGCGCACUCAACUUUGGUGAGCGCAUGCACAAAUAUGUUGAAGAACAUGGAUUUGGAAACCUUCUCAAUAUUAGAAAUUCUCUAAUUGUAAUGUACUCAAAAAGUGGGGCUAUGGAGAAGGCUUAUAGAGUGUUCCGUGACAUGUCUGAGAGGAAUGUUGUUACCUGGAGUUCAAUAAUUUCAGGGUUGGCAAUGAAUGGCUAUGGAAGGGAAGCCAUAAGUGCUUUCAAGGAGAUGCAUAGGGAGGGUGUGGCUCCUGAUGAACAAACGUUUACCGGGGUUCUCUCAGCUUGCAGCCACUGUGGGUUAGUGGAUGAAGGGAUUAGUUUUUUGUUUGAUGCGAUGAGAUUUGAUUAUAAACUUACUCCCAAUGUUUGUCAUUAUGGAUGUAUGGUUGAUCUUUUUGGCCGUGCUGGUUUGCUUGAUCAUGCCUACAAUUUUAUAGUCAGUGAAAUGGUAGUUCAGCCGGAUGUGACAAUUUGGAGGACUUUGCUUGGAGCUUGUAGAAUCCAUAGAUAUGUUGAGCUUAGCGAACGUGUUAUGGAGCAUCUGAUUGAGUCAAAAGCUCAGCAAGCUGGAGAUUAUGUCUUAUUACUCAAUAUCUAUGCUUCUGUGGGUCAUUGGAAUAAAGUGGCAGAGGUAAGGGGGUUGAUGAAGGAGAAAGGGAUUCAAACAAGCCGUGGUUGCACUACGAUGGAGCUGAAUGGAAGAAUUCAUGAGUUUGUUGCUGAUGAUGACUCUCAUCCAAGGAAGGCAGAGAUUUAUGGAAUGCUUGAUGAGAUUGGAAAGCAGCUUAAAAUGGCAGGUUAUGUGGCCAACAUGAGCUCAGAGCUGCAUGAUUUGGAUGAGGAGGAGAAGACGGAUGUACUUUUUUAUCACAGUGAGAAGAUAGCUCUUGCUUUUGGAAUUCUUGCUACUGCUCCAGGAAGAACACUUAGAAUUGCGAAGAAUCUUCGGAUAUGCGUUGAUUGCCAUGAUUUUACAAAGGUAUUUUCGAGCGUUUAUGGUAGGAUGGUGAUUGUGAGGGAUCGGAACAGAUUCCACCAUUUCAGAGAUGGAAGCUGUUCCUGUAAUGAGUACUGGUAAGUGAAAGUGACUAUGGCCAUUAGGCAUUUGCUUCUUAUGAAUGCUGAUUAAAGAAUUUGUCUCAGCGUGUCUGAAAAGAUCAGUAAAAUUCUUUGCGCUUUUGCUUCUUGAGGUUAAUACAUCUUCAAACAUGUUUUUUUGAGACCCUGAGGGACAUUUUAGAUACAGAAAGAAUAUUUAAGAUGAUGACACUUGUUAGGCUUCAUCACUUAUGUAAUGUUAGAUUAAUAUUGUUUAUAAAGUUUAUGAAACCCUUAAUGUAAUUAUUUCUUUUUCAUAC